Aspergillus mulundensis is the source of this 2409-nucleotide messenger RNA. RefSeq names its product glycosyltransferase family 90 protein. The record is from RefSeq and is a predicted model, not a curated record. Lineage: Eukaryota; Fungi; Ascomycota; Eurotiomycetes; Eurotiales; Aspergillaceae. The transcript is spliced from 4 exons. Bases 1 to 2409 code for a protein of 802 amino acids.
AUGGGUGAUAGCAGCGGGCCUGCUAUGCUUGGUUACGACCGACUUCUUCAAUUCCCAGCAGUUGGAAUUCUGUUCGGACCUGUUGGGCUGGAUGCUGCUGCCACUCAGACUCAGCCUGUGUCUAAGCUGGCUCUAUGGGUUGUCGCUCUGAACCUGGGCAUCUUUUCUUGGUUCAAAGCCGAGUACGGCAUGGUUGGACUUUUGCUUGGCCUGACGCCGUUGCUUCUUGUGGCCCAGAAGUGUCUUGGCUAUGAUCGUCGCACCUUAUCAGGAGCCAACCCAAUGAUUUUCUCUGCUUUUGUCGACACAAUUUGGGGCACAACUACGGUAGCACUGUUUCUUAUAGGGGUCUUAUCGGAUUGGGACCCCCGACUAUACGCCUUUUCAACCAUCCCUUUUGUUGGCGUUCUGAUCGUUUUCGUGACUCUUACGCAUCAGAGCUCUCGAAGUUUUCGCUCGCUUGAUGUUGAAGAGACGGUUGGACCUCUUUCAGCACGUGUUACGGUUGUGUUGGCCAUCAUUAUAGGCACUCAGACUUAUGCAUUUGGUUUUCCCAAGAGCGGGAUAUGGUCUAUCCUGACACUAGGAGUUACGAAAGCUUGGACUUGGUACUUUAUGGCUCGAACUGCUCAGCAUUCUUCCUGGCGCACCGCCGGUGCUGCGGGAAUCUUCAGCAUGGUGGCCACCAUUGAUCCAUCUAUACAUUCUUCCGAUACCCAGGCUUUCUUGCAUCUCGUCGGAUCUCUCAUUGUCCUUGCCCAGACCAUCCACAUCAUCCCAUCGCACCCAAAAGCUAAAUCAGCGCUCUGGUUCUUUUCACUCGUCCCUAUCGUUCCAUUCGUCAGCAACAUGCUGGACAUCAGGACCGCACAAUCUUUACUGAUCCACUCUAAAAAUCAUCCCAUCGAAGCCCUCGUGCGAAACGCCAACGCGAAUUUCGAGACAUUACUCAAGAAUCAGUCAACGACCUACACUGCCGCUCAUCACGAGUACGUCCGUCGCUACGGUAUCCAGCCACCACCCGGUUUCGAAGCCUGGUUCCAGUACGCAAAGGCGCAUGCAUCACCCACCAUCGACGACUUCAAUAUCCUCUACAGCGCUAUUUCGCCCCUUUGGCGUCUUAGUGGGCAAGAGGUUAUGGACGCUAUGGGCCGCGCGUAUAAUGCGCCUCAUAGCGAACUGUGGCUCUGUGAGUUCUCGGGAACGACGGCUCAGACUUCAUGUAGACAUCCGUACCGCACCCGCGACAGGAGUAUCCAGCUCUUCUUUAAUACGGCUCUGGGAGAUCUGCAAGGUGUUUUCCCGGAUAUCAACAUCAAGUUCCUGGUCAACCAUCUUGAUGAGCCGAGGGUUAUCGUUCCGCCGAACUCAGACUCUUCGACGAGGGUCAGUGGACAGUUCACCCUGACCAAUCUCUCCAAACAACCAGUUUGGGACGUCCUUACGCGAUUCUGCUCCACCCAAAUAAAUCAAGCAGUUCAGCAGCACGAGGGACAAGAAAUAAAAGCCGAGCAACCCUCAACUCUUCCUUUCAUCACAAACCACAGCACAGCCCUAGAUCUAUGCCAGCACCCGGACUACAAGACCAUGCACGGGCUGCUCCUCAGCCCAACAAGCCUCCGCCUCUUUGAAGGCCUAGUGCCGAUCCUCUCAACAGGCUCCCUGUCAACAAUGGGCGACAUACUCUAUCCUAGUCCAGCCUACACCGAGCCCGAAUUCACGUACAGCAAAGAUCACGAUGUAGACUGGGAUAAGAAGCGGAAUAACCUCUACUGGGCUGGCUCUACGACUGGCGGGUACGCCGUGAAUGAGCAGUGGGCACGCUUCCAUCGGCAGCGAUUCGUCACUUUAGCGCAGAAUCUAGACAAGCGACGUCAGCAUUCUUACCUCACAGAAGACGAAGAUGGCGGAGUCAGUCUUGCUCGAUCAUCCUUCCUAAACAGCAGACUCUUCGACGUCGCGUUCACCAAAGUCGCCCAGUGCGAGAAGUGGUACUGCCGCGCGCAACGCCAGUACUUCCGGCUCAAACCUCGUGCUCAUAAAGAUGCCGCCCUGGGUUCGCGUCUCGUUUUCGACACUGACGGGAACGGGAUUAGCGGGAGGUUUUACAAGCUCCUUGCGUCGAACUCAGCGGUGCUGAAGCAGGCGCUUCUUCGAGAGUGGCAUGAUGAUCGUCUUGUGCCGUGGGUGCAUUUUGUACCCGUUAGCCAAGGGAUGGAGGAGCUUCCUGAGUUGGUGUCGUAUCUCACGUCGACUGAGAAUGGACAGAGGGUGGCUAGGAAAGUUGGCGAGCAGGGUCGAGAAUGGUUUGCGAGUGCUCUGAGGGAUGUGGACAGAAAUGUCUAUAUUUAUAGACUACUGCUGGAGCUCGCGAGGUUGCAGGACUCCACGAGGUCGGCGCUGUUGUGA